This is a messenger RNA of Botrytis sinoallii, 849 nucleotides long. RefSeq lists its product as uncharacterized. NCBI's taxonomy places the organism in Eukaryota, Fungi, Ascomycota, Leotiomycetes, Helotiales, Sclerotiniaceae. The record is from RefSeq and is a predicted model, not a curated record. The transcript has a single exon. The coding region runs from base 1 to 849 and encodes 282 amino acids.
AUGAGGACAAAUAGCGCGGGGUUUCAGCAACAAAUUAGAGCUCCGAGUGGAGAGAAGCAGCGAGAGAAGCCUAAAGAUAGUAAAUCAGAACAUCCUGAGGAUCCAAUCUAUACAUCAGCGCGGGAUCUCGAGCCAAUUUUGAAACACCCACAGCCGAACUGGAAUCAAUACACAGUCACUAAAAUCUCCGAGGGCUUUGACCGUAUUGAUCUCGAAGCAAGCCGAGAGAAUGAAGCUGAUCAUCAAUCGGGUGCAAACGAAUACUCGGUUACCGGACGUAACACUCCACUUCGACAAAGGUCUCUCCCCAAACCAAAAGUAACCUCUACUCUGGCACCUCCCAAGAAUCACAAUAACUACGGACUUAAAAGAAAGCCAAUAACGAAGCAACCAGCAAAGAAAAGUGAUUUUACACUUCUCAGCCAGAUUGAACAUGGAAACUUCCUAGCAACCGGCGCGAAUCCCAAUUUCCAGCCUCCUCCAAAAGCUACAGUACCCUCAGAUUCUAGACCAAAGUACAAAAUUUCAGAUAUCCAGAAGAAGAGCUCAAAUCCUCAUAGAGUCCACAGUGACGUGGCGAGCGAUUUCAAUGACAGCAGGAAAAGAACUCGUGGUCAAAACCAGGGCAUCACUAUUCCUCAACAAGAGAAAAUCCGGCUCUACCGCCUCGUAAUGUGCACAAAAAAAAAGAUGAAUCCUCUACUUCUCGGCAGCGACCACAACUCUCAAGGCAGAAGCCUGUGUCGCGUCAGAAUCGUCGUCCCAUUGCCACUGAUAAGCAAGACUCUAGACAAGUGCCAGGCUCGAGAUCUCAUACAAAUCAGGGGAAUGGUAGUCAGUCUCUCGUGA